Chionomys nivalis (European snow vole) is the source of this 1482-nucleotide messenger RNA. RefSeq names its product gamma-glutamyltransferase 6 (gene Ggt6). The coding region runs from base 1 to 1482 and encodes 493 amino acids. Gene Ontology annotation, cellular component: extracellular exosome. The record is from RefSeq and is a predicted model, not a curated record. NCBI's taxonomy places the organism in Eukaryota, Metazoa, Chordata, Mammalia, Rodentia, Cricetidae. The transcript is spliced from 4 exons.
AUGGAGGCCACCACAGGGCCUGUGCUCUACCACAAGCUGCAACUCUGGGAGCCUGGCAUGGAGUCGGAGGAGGAGGAAGAGGAAGAAAUAGCAGAGCCACUGGUCCUCUCCCUAAGGAGAUCCCAAAAUACCCCCCGGAACAAGGUUGGUGGGCUGCCAGGAGCCUGGGCCCGCCUGUUGGCAAGUCUGCUGCUGCUAGCUGUUAGCAGCUCCCUGGCUCUGAGGCAGCUGCACAGUAGGGACAGUCCAAAAGAAAACUUGGGCUCUGUGGCCCCUCCAGCCAGCAGACACUCCCAUCACCCUGGUGUGUACCACCAUGGAGCCAUUAUCAGCCCUGCAGCCACAUGUUCUCAGCUGGGCCAAGAGCUGCUUGUCGCUGGGGGGAAUGUCGUGGAUGCUGGAGUUGGAGCAGCUUUGUGUCUGGCGGUGGUACAUCCUCAUGCAACAGGGCUAGGUGGCAUGUUCUGGGGCCUCUUCUACAACAGCUCCUCAGGAAACUCCACUGCCCUGACAGCAGGCCCAGUGCAAACCCUGGCCCCGGGCCUGGGGCUGCCCACAGCUCUGCCUGCCCUUCAUUUGCUUCACACACACUUCGGCCGCCUGCCCUGGCCACAGCUGUUGGCCAAGCCCACCAAGCUGGCUCAAGAGGGCUUUGAGGUAGAUGCGCCCCUGGAAAGCGCACUAGCAGCCCAGGGCACCAAGGGACUCUGUCCACUCUUCUGCCAUACCAAUGGGGCUCCACUGAGCCUUGGGGCUCGAGCUACCAACCCCAAACUGGCAGCUGUGUUGCACCAGGCAGCCCUGGCCUCUAGCCCUGAUCUUGCUGGAGAUGCCUUGCUGAGUCUGCUGGUCAAAGACCUGGGGCUAGGGGAGGCUCCUGCUCAGCCCAGGCCCGCCUUAGAGCCCGCGUUGCAGCUUUCCAUGCCGCAGGGUGUCCUCUUCACUACUCCUGGUCCCUCAGCUGGCCCAGAACUUCUGGAACUGCUGGAGUCUGCCCUUCACUCCAGGACACCCAGCCCUACUUCCUGUCUGUCUCUCCUGCAAACUGCCAUGAUCUCAGGGAAUAGCGCCGUGGCCACCGUGGACAGCAGCGGUUCUAUGCUCCUCCUAACCUCCUCAAUCAACAGCUCCUUUGGUUCUGGACUCCUGUCCCCAAGCACUGGGGUUCUGCUCAGCAACCUGGUAGCCAGAUCGGCACCUAGUGCCUGGGCCUGCCCACUCAUUCUCCGUGGCACCCUGGAUGACAUGGAAUCCGAUAUGUUGGGGCUAGUGGCUUCAGGGAUGCCCAGAGGGACCAAGGCCAUCACUUGCACCUUGCUCAAUCAUCUGGCAACACCUCAAACCCAGCAUCAAGCUCAACAAAGACCCACAGAAAGCCCUGGAGUUUGUGACCAAGGGAGCCUACUCCAAGUGGCAGUCCAUGCAGAACAUGCCCAUGUCUCCAGUGUCCCCAGUGGCUGCUGCCCCUUCCAGGGGUAUUAA